UUAUUUGGAUAUAUGUAUUAGAAAUAAUGUCUACUCACAAUGAAACAAAUGAAGAAAUGUAUUCAGUCCAUGCAACGUCGGUGAUGGCUUCAAGCUCACUUAACUGCACCAGUGUCAUGCUUCGAAAUCAUUUCAUAGUGGCUGUAAAUGUGGAUAAAAUCGCUCAGAUAUCAAUUGGCUUAUAUUAUGCAUUAUUGAUUCUUGUUGAAUCAUCAUUAUUUUUCCUCCUUCUAACAGUUCAUUUCAAAAUUCGAAGAGGAAGUCAUCCUUUUUUUGGUCUUUUAUUCGGGUGUGUUCUGCUCUGUUACAUCAUUUGCGGAGUUGCUGAAGCAGUUUGUCAGUUUUUGUUCCUGUUUGGUGGCUCUUCGGACACUUUGAGCGUGGUUUAUCUUAUCUAUGAUCUGGCAUAUGCUGCCACUACGGCGUUGGUGUUUUGCUGUUUAAUUGAAAGAACAAUUGCAACAUUAUGGGCGGUCUCUUAUGAAACUGUCCGUACUUGGUGGCUCUUUUUAAUUUCAGUCUGCCUAUCUGUAACUGGAUAUAUCUACUUUGCUUCCUUUAGGUGCAGAGGUUGUAUUGUGUCAGCAGUUGUCACGAUCAUAAUUAUCGGGGGCUGCAUAGCUUUAUAUUUUUUGAAUCGAAAAUGGACAAUUCUCUAUCAAAAAGAUAUAUCAUUUAUGGGAAAAGUUUCGCUGUCUAUGCGAUAUCAAAUUAUAGAGAAUAUGAUAAGUGUACGAAAAGCAUUGCUUCCAGUGAUAAUAUUGGAUAGUCUAGUGACAUUAGUUGAUGCAUUGAGCAGUAAAGUUACAACAAAAAUAGAAGAACAAAGUAAUGCAAUGUGCUACUCUAUGACAAACUACAUUCCAUAUAUCUUGCUCAAUCAUCUUGCGAUGGUUUUUGAGUACAGUAUUCCACUGUAUAUGUUGUUUAGAAAAGCAUAUAGCAAAAAACUCCCAAAUGUCUGCCACCGUAUUCGGCCGAUUGCCCGAAUUCAACAAUCUCGUGAAAGUAUGAUCCAGAACGUUUUUGGCAAAGAGCUCAACGUGGUGCCAACGCAGGCCGAAUAUUUUGCAAAGUUACAAAACGAAUGGAAAUGAAUAAAUACGACGCGAAAUUGGAGAUUUUUUCCCAGUGCUGCCUAAUGAAGAAGAUCCUACAGAAUUAUCAUUUUUUUUCUCCAUUUAAAAUUUGAUAUAUUCUAUAAGAUAUAAAUUU
Caenorhabditis elegans is the source of this 1215-nucleotide messenger RNA. RefSeq names its product Serpentine Receptor, class E (Epsilon) (gene C04F5.2). The coding region runs from base 57 to 1097 and encodes 346 amino acids. Lineage: Eukaryota; Metazoa; Nematoda; Chromadorea; Rhabditida; Rhabditidae. The record is from RefSeq and is marked reviewed. The transcript is spliced from 8 exons.